AUGAUCCCCGAGACAAAGGUGACGAACACGUUCCGCAACCCGAUUGGUGAGAUCCCUUCUUUCAUAAUAUUGGAAUAUAAUAUACAUUCGAAUCCAAAUAUUUGAAAUUCAAAUAUAUCCUUAAAUAGUUUAUGUGUACAUGUGUAUUUUAAUUCAAUUACAUUCUUAGGCAAAAUUAUAAAAUUUUAUUUGAUACAUUGUUAACGCUUGGUUCCACAGGGAGUCGUCAGACGUUGCGUAAAUGUGCAAAAAAUUUUCAUUUCAGAUGUUCUUAGAGAAUCGGUAAUUUUUCGGUGAUCGUGCCGGUAAAUGGGUGCCGCUUGCGUCACCAUGUAUCGACUGGUUAUCGUCUCUUCAGUUAUUUCGGUGCAAUUUUGUACUCGACCUCUAACUCAAUCUGCUGACUGAGGUGAAAUCCAUCUGAGGGCAUACACACAAGGAACUCUCGGCAAUUUUUGAAAGGAUGGACGACGAAGAUGAGAGUUUUAUCUCAAGCAAAGGUCUCCCUAGUUUCUAGGGCAUGCAUGGCCUUUGGAGACAGAUGGUCUCGCCUCCUAACUGCCAGUCGGUGCCAGUGUGUGCGCGUAGAUGAGGAUUUUCCCGCUUGGCCACAAUACACAGCACCACAGGCGUCGCAUGGGAUCUCGCAAUCUACUUCAAUUUAACCAAGAUAUCCAACCCUAUCACUAGGGUGCACAAGCUGGAUAAACGAAUUAAUCGUCGUUUUUGUGUUCCAGCUGCAUUUGGUGCUUAUUCAAGUGUCUUUAAACGUGUUCAGACACAUUCCUAAUGUAUGCAGAAUUCGUCAGGUUUUUGCUUUAUGUACAUAAUUGGAAUUAUCUCAUUCCUCCUCCUUUAACUCUUGUUGCUUUACGUAAUGCGGCACGAAGUUUCUAGGGUAACCGCUUUGGGAAAAUAUUUCAAACGGGUAAGUUAGCUCGGGUCGGCAUGUUUCCGUCGUCAGAAAAACGUCUUUGCUCGGUGAAGCAGAUUGUUCACGCUGCUCCUCUUGUGAGGGAUUGGGUUGUUGCCAUCAAAGUUUAGAAUGACUUUCGCAUGUGUUUCUUUGCGUUGAACGGAUGUGCACAUAGUUGCAUCAGUCUUUUACUGUACGUGAAUAUUUGGAAAUGUGAGUGUAUUGUCCACUCUUUUCUCGACCUUGGCAGUCUUCUGAGUCACGACUUUCAACUCAUAGGGAUAGUUUAAAAGCGCGUCAGGUUGUUUGUAUUGAAGAAAUGCGUUGGAGUUUCGUGGGGACGCGUCGGCCUCACUCCCUCUUCCCUCUUCCACAAACCACCACGUUUUCACUGUAUUUCAUGAUUUGGCUUCUAGGUGACAUUCAAGGUAUGUGAGCACCUGCUAGGUCAUAAUUCAGCAAACCAUGGCCCUUGCAGCCCGGUUUCUUUGGCACCUGGUUCCCUUCCAGCAGAUACGCUUGAGCUCUCGCUGGAUAUACAGGUCGUGAGUAUGGCUGCCCAGUCAUCCUCGUCUUUCUGACUCGUUGUUGUGGUUAAAAUCCUGAUCAAGUGCUUGUUAUGGAGCAGGGGUCCGGGUCCGGCCGUGCCAGCCACCUGCGUCCUCCCCCCGCCUCCGGUCUUUUUGGCUAUAUCUCGAAGCCGGACCGAGGUGAUGAGGAGGAGAGAGUGCAGUAGAUGCUGCGCAAGUCCGUCUUCACUAUAAACUAAUUUACGCGCCUGCUUCACCUUGCGGUGGAGCACAAGGCGGACAUUGUCGGGCAGGACGGUUGGACUGUUGUCAGCUUAAAUACUUGCCUUAUGUACAUAAUUGGAAUUAUCUCAUUCCUCCUCCUUUAACUCUUUUUGCUUCACGUAAUGCGGCACGAAGUUUCUAGGGUAACCUCUUUGAGAAAAUAUUUCAAAUGAGUAAGUUAACUCGGGUCGGCAUGUUUCCGUCGUCAGAACAACGUCUUUGCUCGGUAAAGCAGAUUGUUCACGCUGCUCCUCUUGUGAGGGAUUGGGUUGUUGCCAUCAAAGUUUAGAAUGACUUUCGCAUGUGUUUCUUUGCGUUGAACGGAUGCGCAUAUUGUUCCGUCAGUCUUUUACUGUACGUGAAUAUUUGGAAAUGGGAGUGUAUUGUCCACUUUUUUCUCGCCCUUGGCAGCCUUCUAAGUCACGACUUUCAACUCAUAGGGAUAGUUUAAAAGCGCGUCAGGUUGUUUGUAUUGACGAAAUGCGUUGGAGUUUCGUGGGGACGCGUCGGCCUCACUCCCUCUUCUACAAACCAACACGUUUUCGCUGUAUUUCAUGAUGUGGCUUCUAGGUGGCAUUCAAGGUAUGUGGGGAUCUGCUAGGCCAUAAUUCAGCAAGCAAUGGUCCUCACAGCUUGGUGUACGCUGGCAUUUCUUUGACACCUUGUUUCUUACCGGUAGGUACGCUUGAGCUCUCGCUGGGUAUACAAGUCGUGAGUAUGGCUGCCCAGUCAUCCUCGUCUUUCUGACUCGUUGUUGGGGUUAAAAUCCUGAUCAAGUGCUUGUUGUGGAGCAGGGGAUGUGGUGGUACGCCCAGGUGCGGGUCCGGCCGUGCCAGCCACCUGCGUCCUCCCCCCGCCUCUGGUCUUUUUGGCUAUAUCUCGAAGCCGGACCGGGGUGAUGAAGAGGAGAAAGUGCGAUAGAUGCUUCGCAAGUCCGUCUUCACUAUAAACUAAUUUACGCGCCUGCUUCACCUUGCGGUGUAGCACAAGGCGGACAUUGUCGGGCAGGACGGUUGGACUGUUGUCAGCUUAAAUACUUGCCACACUUAACCUGAUGGUGAUAUUGUACGCCAUUGAUGACUCCUUCAUCGGCAACAAAGCAUUGACAUCGGUUUUGAUAGAACUUGUCCAAAAAUCUUGCAUAUGGAACAUUCAGUCAGGGCGAUAGAAGAUGUAGAAAUAGUUAAGAAGGCCAAUUGCCAAAAAAUAGUGAUUUUUCGGGAGGCGGGUUCCUAAUUUCAUUCAAAAAUGAGGGCUUUCUCGCUGAAUAUUCUUCGUGUUGCAUACCAUUUGAAAUUGUAAUCAGGAUCUGUGUAAAGAGUCGAUGGCUCCGAAGAAAUUCAUGGGUCAUUGAGCGUCAAGUCGCAUGUUCUGCUAUUGAUCCAGAGGCCCGCUGUCCUGUUAGUGGUGGUCUGGAAUAUUCACUAUCGCAAGCAGGUGCGUUCACAGCUCAAGUUAUGGGACAGUUUCGUCCCUGCAUAUAUUGCAUUCUGCCAUGCGACUACUUGCCAGGGACCAGUAUUGAGCUGAAGACGAGCCCGUUCCCUACUGCGGUCAGCGAACAUCCUCCCAUCACUGUUAAUAUUUCCGAUCACAACCGACAGUGCAGUGAGCUCGCGGCUCAGUGAAAGAACGUUGAACUUGACGCUCAUUGACCGGGUUCGAAUCCCAGGUCCCGUAGGCCUGGGCUCCGGUAUGUCCGGCCGGCGAUAGCUCGUGAGCCUGAAGCUACCAUUCCGGUCUGGUCUUUCUUUGUCAGAACCCCCUCGCCGCAUGUACUGCUGGUCCCUUUACCAGUGAGGACGUUAGGUUGAACCCCAUGGCGCUACGAUCGGUGAACGUUCCUGUGCACAUUAGCAACAACAUUUUGCCCGGAGGAGGAGGAGGAGGAAGAAGCAAGCGAGAUUGCGGGUGGGUCUUUAGACUACACAGAAGCACGACAUUUGAGACUAUUCUGCAUGCGGCUUUCUUCAGACUGCCAACGCCCGUAAUUAUUUCGUCUACAGCCCAGGAUGAUGACGUAAGUCUGCAGGUAAAAUUACCAGCGCACAUUCAUUCCAGACUGACUAAUUCCGUCGUGUUUCAACAGGUACGUUCGAGUUUUCUGUUCAUGUUUAUGCAGGUUGGGUGUGCCGUGUUCACGUGAGUGUGAAUGGCAAAUGUCCGCGUCUGGGUGUAGACCUGUCUAACUCCCAAGCCAGUUACUGAGCAGAAAACAGCCAUUCCCAACGUCCCCCCCCCCUCUCUGAUUCCGAAACCAGACGGACCGCUAUUUUCGAAAUGCCGUGCAUGCUUUGUAAAUCCAUUCAGCUGCUUUAAAUAAGAUAGAAUCAUACGAAAUGAAAAGUUGACAAAAAAGCCUGCAGAAACCCCGUCGUCGCAUCUUUGGGGGAACUUCAUUAGCAAAACUAGAGACGUCGAGAAAAUGGAGUGAGACCGUAGAGACUCUGGACUUUUCCGCUGUCAUAUUUCACGUUUAAAUAUGUGCCAUGAAUUUCCGUUGCGUGAGUCAUGAAGUGAUUGUGUCAUGACUUUUAAGCCCGCAGUCUAUUAGCAAACAGAGCAAUCGUCCACCCCUCCAUACUCUGUUUUAAGCAUUUUACGCUGGUGUACACCGUCUCUAGUAACAGCAAUAGUGAUACAAAUUGCCGAGUAGGUAUCACGCCGGUCACCGGUACAGCUGAUGAAGUUGCAUCAUUUCAUUUCGACCCAACAUCGGUGGGAUUAUUUGAAUUAUUUGGAAUCUGUCAGAACACCUAGAAAUUGCAUCAGUCAAUAACCGGAUGUGCACCAAUGAACCACAGUUAAACCAAGCACGGACAUCUGUGAAGCUACUAAUUUUAGUAGGUGUGUGUGGCUCGCAACGACUGAUCUCUCUCUCUCUCGCUUGGUCCGAUACCUUCAGCUGUUGCUGUUUUAAAUGCUGGGUUCGAGGGUGAACUCAAAAUGCCAGACGAAGAAAUUCUUGUUUCAGUGACUUAGCCUCCAUCUUCGCAUUUACUUACUCAUAUACUGGACGAGAUUAGUCGUUUGCGGCUCAAUUGAGUCCAUGUUACGUGCUCACCUCAUAUAAUCUGACAAGCUUCGAUUGCCAUCGGUCGCCGCAGCGUAGGUGUGUACUUUUGUACACCUGCUCCGAGGUCCUCAGGACCUGAGAAGCGUUCAAGGCCAGAAUCAGCCGCCUCCCAGCAAAUCUCCAGAUGGCUUCCUCGAAGGCACCGCCAGUCGAACGCUUACGUACCAAACAACAGCCGGACGAUUUCGCCUUCGGGUCGGUACAGCAUACGGUUCAGCUAUCUUACUGGGUGAGAAAGGAAGACAAUCUUGACGGGUUUUCUUUGCGGACGAGCUCCACGGGCGUUCGCUGGUGAUGAAAUCAAGAAGACGAAUUCAAAUAACGGGAAGCAAGCACCACUGAUGGAAGAAUAUUAGGCAAGUGGUAGAUUUGGAACGCAAAAGUCGUGUCUUACAUCCUUGAAGAAGAAAUAUCCUGACGGAUACCGUGAAAACUAAGGAAUCAGUGUUCUGACUAACAUCACAUUAAUUUCAUAGGUUUCGGCAUAGGUUGAUCCAGUAUUUGAUCGCAUCGUUAGCUUGCCGUAUUGAUAGUAGAUUAGACACAGGGCGUCGUAAGCGGUCAGUUAGCCCAAAGGUUUUACCGUCUUUUGGUUGUUUGGAUUUUUUUGACCGUCUGCCUUCGCGCCGGCCUGGUACACGGGAAUCUGCGGAGGAGCUCUCCGAUCUUGCAGCUUCAACGUAGGUCAGAUCCACGUUGCAAUUGACACGAUCUAAUUUAACAUGGAGGUGGUCGGCCAGUGCCUGUUGAAAAACCGAGCCUCACGCGUUGAUUAGAGAACACACUUCUGGUGGAUGCUGGAAGUAACAUCGACAAAACCACCCUUCUCACCCUUAGCACAAACUAAACCAGUCGAAGUAACAUCAGUGGCGUUCCCGCAUGUAGCAUUAACAACCACUAGGAACCCAAGCGAACUAAGUCAUAAAAAGGAUCAAGAGCAACAAAACUGGCAGGAGUAAGCUGUCUGGAACAGUGGUCGAAGCUGAAAGCCCGUAGACACGAAGAAUAAGGAUUAACUUGCAACAGAUGUGCCAACUCAUGAAAUAUUAAUCAAAAUUCUGAAAUGCGCUUUCGACUCGAAAAGAUUACUUAAGUAGGGUUGUGAUAUUAAUCCCCUCGCGCCAUAAUCCCAUAAUAAUGCAGUCACUUCAGGAUACCAGCUUUUGAAAAAACCUCUUUUUGGCCGUCAGCUAAAGCAAUACUCCGCAAAAAAUGACUGUUUAUGUGGCAUGAAUUUUUCUCAUUGAUUUUCGACGCUCUAAUAAAUUUAAACAUAUCUCAUAGAAAACAUGCAUAAAAUAUUCAUUCCUCUACUCAUUUGAUAAAAAUUAACGUCUUCUUCAAGUAUGAUAUCUGAAUAAAGUAUAUAAUUCGGUUUUAAAGAGCUUUUCCACUUCCCGAAUAAUUUUGAACCCGACCUGUCGCUACAACUGCAUUCAGGGUUUCCAAACUACAAACUGUAUAUUUUGCAUGUACGAAAAACCAUUCAUUUCUCUACGGUAUUAAGAGGAGACCAUACGGGAUUCAUAAAAUUUAGCAGUGGAGUUGAGCCAUAUUGUAAAGUUUACGAGCAACAUUAGUAAAUGCAGAGUCACGAGGUCUUAUGAACGGGCAUUGCACGGUCUUAAAAAAUCCCAUUAUUGGAAAAUUUUUAAAACAGAAUUAUACCCGUCCCUCAAGUUUAAAAUUUGCAGAAGACGUAGUUUUCUACCAAAUGAGUGAAAUAGUGAAUUUUUAUGCAUGCUGAGAAACACUUAAAUUUAUAAGUGUAUCUAAAAUCAAUUAGAAUACUUUAUGCUACGUAAGUAGUCAUUUUUGGCAGGCGUUCGAAAAGAAAUUCACUCAAAAGCUGGCAUCCUGAAGUAACUGAAUUGUUAGAGGGUUAUUCUGCACGGUGAUUAGUAUUACAACCCUCCUUAAUUAUUCUUUAUGACUCGAAAACGCACUUCAGAAUGUUGGUUAACGUCUUAUGCUUUACCACACCUACUGUAUUCCCAUUCUGCCAGGAGAGUCCCUGAUUCCUUCUUAUCCGCAAAUUGUGGAAGCGACUGAGAUCGGGCGAUUGCGGAGUCCUCAGUACAGUUUUCAGGAAACCCAUGCCGACUACUCCUUACGCGAUUUCUUUUCGCCCUUCACGAAGAUCUGCCAGGUUGGCUCAAGUCAUAGACAGACCCUAGCUACUACGGCCACCAGGCCACCCAAAUGACAAGAAGAGAAGUUGGAUGCCCGUUAAGAGAGAAUUAUAUUGUAUGCAGAAUUAAUAAGGAGCAAGUUGGCUGUCGGACGAGACUACAAGUUCGCCGAGGUCAGGGUAGGCAUCCGGGUGCCACUGGGGUGGUGACUGAGCCCCUCAAGUGAGAGCAUGUUGAUCGGCCGACUUGGAUAAUUACGAUUGGCCGGGAGCCAGAUUGUCAUUGGUAUAUACGUGAAAGCACGGGUAAGAGGCGCAUUGUUGAAGUAGGCGCCCGGAGUGUGGUCACCACGGACGCGUGGGAUGACGUCAUUCUUGGCUCGGUCGUUGGGGAGUUGAAUUCUUAAUGAAAAGGUCGCGGGAUCGAGCCUAAGCCGUUCCACACUUCGGGGUUUGGUGUGGUUGGCUAACGACGGCUAAUAAACCGCAAAUUGUCAUUUCGGUCUCCCUUGUCUUUCGGCCGAUAUCACGCGCCGCUAUGUGGCUGCUGGCGGGACUCAGGAGAGAGCCCCAAGGCACAAAGAAACGAAAUCCCAAAUUGCAAUUAGCGACUCGGACGCGGACUGACGAGUAGGCAUCGCCUUAAUUACGACCCUCAGCGGUGAUCACGAGAGCUGUUAAUUAUAGUACGCAUGUAGCCCCACGGCAGAUACGUACUAUAAAUACUGCAGCCUUUGUGCCUCCACUACCUUUAUCUACAACCGUCUCUGGAGAGGUGUUCGAGUGAGAAUGCGAAAUGUCAGGCCAAUAAACUUCUUGUUCCUGUGAUCGUAUCUUCUUCUGAACAGCUUCCUGCAACUCGCCUGUUCGCUUCUGUCUGCAAUGGCGGAUUGUUGCACUAGGUGCACGCCUGCAGCAGACGUAAACCGAUGUCGUUGAACUGUCGACGUCUUGCCGACCUAACACACCCUCCCGUUUGUCAUUGGCUUAUACGUAGGCGAAUGGUAAAAAUAAUUGGAAACAUUCGGUAUGUUCGCAUUACAAAAAGUCUUUGAUGUUGUGGCACAUUUUCAUUGUAGCUUUAGAGGAUUAUGGCUGCGACGAAUUUCUACCUGCAGGGUGAGAGUUGCGUAACUACGGAACGACAGGAGAUUCCCCACGGACGACAAGGCGACUGUCUCAGAAUGCUGUUUUUGAUUAGGAAAGUGACUCUGACGCUUCGGUAUUUUACCGCAGGACAUCUAGGUCGGGAGAAUUUUGCCUCCCACACACCCAUUCCCGUUUUCUUUGGUCGCAGAAGCGGGUCCAACUUGUAUUGCCCAAAUCUGCCGACGCCCUGCAGGUUUUCAUGUGCAACGGCCAUUCUAGACUUCCAGCAUGUGUAGGGUCAGCUUGGUAUGCAGAAUGCUAGUAGACGCGAAUAGGACCGUUUUUGUAUUUGGUUUCGUUACCGCAUAUUCCACUUGCUUAUGUCAUUAUCAACCAAAAUAUGGUGUGAUUACCAAUGCAUUUCAGGCAAGUUUUGCAGACUUUUCUUGUAGAGAGGAAUCAGGGAAUGCUGUGCUGUAUACGACUGUUGACCUUCGGAGGGGAGUACGAACUUUCGCAUGGGUCAGGAUUUUCAUUGGGGAAAGACGGUCCUAAUUAGCUUUGCCGCUUUCGAAAUUACACUUUGUCCUCUCCGUUGGUCGUUUGUUGUGGGAGAAGGGUAGAGAUUGCUGAACAGAUUUUCGCAAACAGGCCGCAACACACCACUUUGCAAGCCCUCCAAAUUCUCACUUCAUUAAUCGCCUGACCAGCGAAGUUUAUUUGCGAGAAAGCAUUUCGGAGGUUUUUGUUUCUGUGCUUUUAUUGCAAAAAAGUCACGCAGGAUGUAACGCUUAAUAGAGAUAAGGGAUAGACUGGUCGGUGCUUUCUAAAACAGCAUUUCGAGCUGGAAUAGAACUCGAAGCCGCAAAUUUCGGAACCUGAAUCAAAUUCAAAGUUCGAGCUUCAGAAUUCAUCCAAACAGGGGUUUUUACAAUCCUAGGAAAUCGCUCUCACAUACCUGUGACUACACCUACCAGUCCUUUUCUGUGGGGAGUGAGAGUUUGAUGGUAGCACAGUGGACUGUAAAAAUAGUUUAUGAACAGAAAAACCGCGAACAAAAAAUUUUGUCGUAAGGACCAAAUUACAACGGCGUUUUCUAAUGUCCCGCCUGGCUAAAUUCUACACCCGCCUUUGGGGUGUAAGACCCGAUAGGGGCAGGAUUGUUCUAAUGAGGCAGAAAGAGAACAGACUGAAAGAAGAGACUGGAAGGGUAAAGAUUAGCACCGGAGGUGUCUAUUCUUGAUGUUUUGACGCUGAGUGCGGUGAAGCAUCUUCAAACUCGAAAUAAAAGCCAGUGGAUUUUGUUCCUCCAAAGCCUCAGCUGUAGUUUCCGAGUGUUUGCUCGUUCCCUUCCGACCAACAAAACCGUGUGCACCGCCUGACAUUUCUUUUUGAUUGCUUUUUCCUUCUCUAUGUAUCCUAUAAUGCGUUGUUUCCCUCUUCAGACGUUCUCUAUUAGUCAAGUUUAUAUCCGUCCGUUGAGGUACAUUUUGACUGUGCGAUGCCAAGGAAAUUGAAAACUAACCCUUUAAGAGAUAAGCAACAAACCGUUUCGCCGCCCAGAGUCAUCAAGCCAAUGGUCACUGCGCGUAAGCCGAUUUUCCCUAUACUGCAACCGGGCGAUCUACCCACUAUAGGAUGUCUUUAAGUAAAGUAGUGUAGUGGGGUAAGUAAAUGCAUUGUUUUCCGUUAUGAACGUUUACUGUCUAAUAUAGUACACAAGUGAAUGCACAUACUAAGUAUUACGUUUUACAAGUUAACUUCUGGAGGUUUUAUGACUGCUCUAUUGUAGGCAGCCACCCGCCGUCUCGAAGACAUUCUUAAAUCCGUCCUCUAGUCUACGCCGGCCGGACUAUUUGGUUGCAUUCCAUUCGUUAAAAACGUCUCAAGUGUAAUUGAUUGAAUUGCAGACGAUAGAAGUCCUACCAAAGAUUGGAACCCAUUCUUAGGGGCAUGUCAAUAUCGAUGGGAUAAUGUGUGGAUAUCGAUAUGUCGAAAUACAUAUGCCACCCGGAUAUCAACUUUGGCAACUUUUUUGAUAUACCCCUGAUAUUGAUAUGUCGAGAUUAAGCGACCUAUGCGAAAAGUCGAUGCACUAAUCAAAUCAGGCAAAUAUCAAAUGUACGCUACUUCCCUCUAGUUAAGGCGCUCAUGCUUUACUUCCGAGACCCUUUAGUCAUGUAACUUCUUCUACCGUGUAUAAGCGGUGCCGAGUACUUCAGCCCAAACCGAACCCGCAUUUGCCGUGAAGAAAAGCGAGAGGCAUUUUGCGAGUUGUUUAUGAAUAAUAAAUAUUUGAUUAAAAAAGCUUACAAGAAUAGAAGCCCUUAGCGGAACAGUCCAUAUAUUCUAAGUGACGUUUCAAGUAUUGCUGUUAAUGUUGACGGCCCGGCCACAUGUUUUAAAAGUUAGAUGGUAGUAAAAUACGUGUGCAUUUGGCUAACCGUUCACUUCCGAGGCUGUCUUACGUUCGUAAGGACUUUCAUCUGCGGCGCCAACUUACCGCAUUGGAUGUUUGCUAAAAUAAAUCUCCAGUUCAUAGCUGUUGGCACGCUCCCCGCUGUUCCGCCUAUGGUAAAUAUCUGCGCGGGGUAUUUUUAGUAGGAUAUGCGGCAACCCACACAAAAUUUAAACUUCGUGCGGCAAUAUUAUUUUCAAAUUCCUCCUUAAUAGCAAUGCCAUUAAAAUAAGACUUGAAUCGGAUUCGAAUUUAGUUCUAGGUUUCGACCAGUCGGACUCGAAUCAGAUGUCGAAAUUAGGAAACAUGUUUUUCUAUCUAACCGACAAUCUACAUGUUUUGUUUAUAAGCGACCUUCAAAAUCAACCACCCGAUUGCCUACUUUAACAACCAAAUACAGUGGUAGUUUAUAUUGAUUUCGGACUUUGAAGAAUGUAGGCGUUUUCGUAGACACAAACAAAUGUAACGAAAAUGCAGAAUGGAAAAAAAGUACAAGGUGAUCAUUCACUUACGGAUUAAAAAGCCAAAUUUAUUACUUAGACCUGGCAAGUCUCCAAACGAGGCAUGAAAGCACAUUUCUGAAAAGCCGAAUUAAUUCAAAAAUAGUUAUAUUUUUCAAUUUUAAAAUGUAUUGUUUUACUCAACUGGAAAUCCGAAACGCAUUUUAAUCCCGGGGGAGUACUUUGUAUUGAGAGGGAAAUAUACAACAGCAUCAUAGCGCUCUUGCUUCAAAUAUACGGCUUGCAUUAAUAGUAAUUAUCGAAUAGCAAUAGUCAUUCCUAUGGCGUAAUUUAAGAAAGAGUAUGCUUUCUAAAAAAAUAUGUUUGAAUUCGCAGGUAUAUAUACCAGGGAAUUCAUAGCAUUUAGUCGCCCAGGGCUAGACAUUUGCCAGCCUGUUUGACUUGCAGGCUAGUAAUCUGACUGGUUGACAGUGCUCGAUCUGUGCGAGCAAAGUAGCUUUUCUGCUACGCCCCCUCCUUGAUGCUCACUCGAGUGCAUUUUGCAGGUCACGCCUGGGGUUCCCUUUGUGCGUACGCACGCAUGCAGGGCGCACGCACCCACUUUUUUCCCGAAUUUAGGCCCCUAUCUGGUGAAUUAAAUCGCCUCAAGCGACUAGACCCUAAACUCACCCGAGAAGGCGCAUCAACCUACUGUCCCCGUGUGGACGAUGUCCGUUAGGAUUGCUGAAAAAAAUCCAGUCACUUGCAACACUAGCCCGCGACUGGGCCAGCCCUGGGUGAGUAGAAUGCUAUCAGGGUAGCUUUGUAUAUAUACAACCACACACCCCAGUUAGUUGUUUACGAGCAUCAAGGGAUGAUGUAGACAGUUGCAGGCAGAUUCACUAACCUCUUUUUUCCUGCGUGGUUGUAGGUAAAUUAAUGGAGUCCACUGAUUAAGAAAACGCUCGCCUUUAACGCGGCCUUUAACUCAUAAAGGUCUACACGGCCUUCUUUGUUCCACAAGGCACACACCUCUAUUUAACAAUAUAAGGCUUGCAGAUACGUUAAUUAUCUCGUAUACCUGUGAUCCACACAGGCCCUCCUUAUCUUUUGCCCUUGAAGUUAAUGUGUUCCGUCACAUCGUCAUUAAAAAGGGCGCAAAACACCCUCUUGGCGAAGUCGUCGCUGUCCCUUCCACCAAGACAGAUCAGGAAAUCCAUCUAAAAAUAUGUCGUGACAUUUUUAAAAGCGUACCAGUCGACCUCUGUACUAUGGGUCGCAAAGCCUGCUAUUGACCGCAGUGAACUCGAACUUCGUGCAUAUAGGCCGCCGAAUGGGAUUAGAGGGCAAGGCGGCCGUCGAGUCAUUAGAUGCAUUCUGUCCAUCUUUCGAAAAUGAUCUCAUGAGCUGCAGGCGCUCAUGCACACGCAUGUUACUCUUGACCAACUAUGCCAACUGCCCGCGCAUAAGCUUUUGUUCCUGUGUUUGGCGCUCCAGUUGGUGCAGAAUGGUCGCGAUGCACCGUUUUACCCCUAUGAAUUAAUUUAAACUGUGAGAAUGACCCACCCAACAAUGUCAGGCGGCCGUCUUCCCUGCAGACGUCGGGUCGCCCGUCUAUUCUAAGCGCUGCUUGCUGCAGUAAACUGGACGGUUUUCAAGGCAAGCGCUUAAGUCUCCCCAGAUAAAUCUCGAAAGAGAAAGAAGAAAAACCGCCCAGGGGACCAUGUCUGUAAGUAAGAAAUGCUGUGAAUGCCGUAAUUAUUCCCAGCGAGCCUUUACAGCAUGACACCCAUUGCCCGCACGAACACAGACGAAUCAUACGUCACACAGCAGUAAAUAGCGAUAGGAUGAAGCACACCACUAAUUGGACCAAAAUUUUGGUCCACGUAAGCAGGCCUGUUCCCGGGAAUUACAAUUUGCGGAAAUUAUUCAACCAACCCCUCAGUUACCCGUUGUUUUUGCAUCCUUUUACAUGUAAAUCAAGCCGGUACCUCAUUAUGCCCGUAAUGAGUUAUUUGCAGGGACUGUUGUCCCCUGUGUCAAUAAUUGUUUUAAUCUGCCACAGAGUCAACGGCGUAAGUCAUCAGUGUUCAUAGGAAUUUGCAUGCGUAUAUUGAAGUUUGGGUUUACGCCUUAGCUCUUGGGAAACAGUGUUUUCUGGAAUAAUCUUUCAUUCUUAACCGCGAGUCCAGACCCGGAGCACUUGCAUUUUACACACUAUUGUUGUCCCCUUUUUGUUGUUUGUGUGAAAACCUGCUCCAUCUUACGCGAGCCAGGUGUGUGCAGCACGCUUACCUCCAAGUAGCCUUGUUAUUUCGGUGCUGUCCGAUCUUAAUAAUGAGCGGCGCAGACGAAACCUGAAGCACGCAGCGAGUCUGCUCCUGCCUACCGGACGAGCAUGUAAUCCCAUCUGUAGCGUGUGUAAUUCAUGAGCCUCUUAUGAUCAGUGAGAUUGUCCCAUUUCCGAUGCCUGCACGACUGAUACCCCCGGGUCAGGAUUCACAAGUGAAAGCAGUUCCACUUCGUCGAAUGGGACCUCUGCCUGUCACGUCAGCUCCGGCCAGAGUUCAGCUGUUGUCUUUGUGUCCCCUUCCCACUUUUCCCUGCUGUGGUGGAAAUUGCAAAAACAAAUUCUUACCGGAUGUCUUCGGUCAACUAAUAGUCUGACGUCCUUUUGAAGGCUGGUACACGUACACGGACCAUUCAACUUCGUCCCUAACCGAGUUUAUGCCUGUGGGGAACGCGGUGGACGUUGUCGCCUACGGCGGUCGAACUGUCGUCGUCAUCAUGGCAUACAAACCACGGGCUACAUUCUGUUGUGCGCGACCACAGUAAAAGGUUCCGACCCUCAGCUGGUUCACGAUUUUCCCCGCCAUUAUUAGAGGCACAUGCUCCAGAUCACUAAGCCCUCGAACUCUGACGUCUUCUCUCUGUACCUCUCAUCCUACCAGCAUCUGCACCUGGAGACGCGAUGGUGCUGAACAACACUUUGUUUACAAUACGCCUCAACAGACUGAAGCGUUAUCAAGGACUACUUGCCAGACCUUUGGCUGACAAUCGUCUUAUUCCCCUCGCCCACCCUGUACCCGGCCCAUCCAACUUACUUGUCCUUAGUCGAACUCCUUAACGUAAACCGGGCAGAAGGUGACGCUCUAUUAUACCAGAUGCAACGCCUGUGUGACUGAGUCGUCCUUUUGUCUCGUCGCGGUCAUUGAGUUGUCCCAGUAGCAGUGAAAACGCAAUUCCCGGGAGGUAUGUCAAGAGAACGCCUCCCCUUUAUUUGACACCGAGCUAGUUUAUGUCUGUCGAGAAACCCCGUGCCCCGGUCUACGCCUUAGUCGUUGGGAAGUGUUUUCUGGAAUGAUCUUUCAUUCUUAACCACGGGUCCGGCCCUGGAGCACUUGCUUUUUCUCUUUGUUUUUUGUGUCGUCCCUUUUUCUCGUCGCAGUCAUCGAGUUGUUCCAGUAGCAGUGAAAACGCAAUCCCCGGGUUGCAUGUUAACUGAACGCCUCCCCGUUAUUUGACACCGAGCUAGUUUCUGUCUGUGCACCGAAAAAAGUUAGAUUGCAAGGAACUCUCUUGUGCCCUUUCGUCUACUUCUUUUCCUUUCUACGUCGUUGCCUUGUCAAUUUCUUCUGAUCACUUAUUAAAUGAGCUUUCCACGCAUCUCCCCUACCGUCCGCAUGUUUAAAAAUCUUAAAUGCGCCCGAAGCAUACUUUCCACUCUGUUAUUACCUGACCCGUUGUAGAUCCUUGCAUACCGCCUGUCUUUACCGAUCAAAACAGGGCCGCUCCAACUGUAAGAUCUCCGUCGUCAGUAUGUGUGGGCGAACUGCUUGGUAGGACUGUUUAUCGCUAUCACUACUUGCUUUAGUGCUUUGCACAAGAAGUCGAUUUUGUCUAGAUUAACAACUCUGGGCCACGGGAAAUUUGCCUUUCAUUGGGCAGAUUCUCCUUCACUCGGUGAUUUUGUUUCCUCCUACAACAAGGCUCCGGGAAGUUUGAAGUAAGCUUCUCCGUCUUACUCAUGCAGGCCUUGAAAUCUUCCUUUUCUUUGUAUUUGUUGUCGUUGUCUGUCGUUUAUAUGUCGCGUACUUUGUUGACAAGCUGGAGCCAUUUAAUUGACACCACAGCAGACAGUUAGGAAAUCAGAAAAUUCGAUUCUAGGACGACUGAUCAGUAUUACUGCGGGGACAACUCUAGAGGAUAGGUUAAGUACGGAAGAAUCCUUUACUGAACGAGUCUCGUCGAUUCUGAGGAAAUUCGCUUGCACCAUCGAUCCACUGCAUGCCCCACGAAGUGUGCGCACGAAUUUGUUUAUAGUGAGACAGAGUUGCUCAGUAUCAACCACACUCUCCUUUCCCACGCUCCUUCCUCCGAUGACAAGACAUUGCCAAGAUGUCCGUAGGUGAGUGCGGGCGCAGUAGUCAGCAAUUCUAAACAACCAGUCUACGCGUCCCACACGCGGUCCGGUCCGCAUUUCGUGUACCGGGCUUUUCUAAGGGCGGUUCGGACCUCGCAUCGGUGACGGUGUCAGUGCAGCCUGAUUCGCGGUCCUCAGAGUGGCCGAGUCAUUUGACAGUUGUUGCGAGCAGUCAUCAUGGCCCGUCUGGCGUCAUUUUUCAGGACCUCGCUGCCUCAAAGUCAUUGACCCCUUUCAGCGAGCCAUUCCAGACUCGCUGACCUGAAGCCGCUCGACCGACUUCAGCUCGAACAAGAUUGCGUCCGCACAGAGUCGCAGCUGCCCAUGCGCCACCCCCUUGCAGCCAGCAGCAUAAGGCACUGGGACACUGCCCCUCGGCAAAUGCAACAAACACCUAUUGAAGCCCACUUGAACUUAGCCCACGAGCCUACGAAAACGGCUGCCACGACCGUUUUAAGAACGCUCAGGCAUGACUAGGCGCGGUCAACACCAGCCCUGGCUACGCCAGCGGCCACUACCGCCUGAGAGGACAACUCGGUUUCUGUAUACAAUAAAUCCUUCGUCCUGGUAAAUGCCGUCUUUUCCGUACAACUUGAGAUUUGACCUGAUGAUUGUAGCACUCUGAGUACACACAUAAUCCGCCUGGUCGGUACAGAGCCUUCCAAGCCACGACUCCUGGUGUGUCUUUAUAUGUUCAGUCACGUCAGAUGUGUUAUGAUGAGGAAGGUGCUGAUUUGUCAUAGGGAUAUCAAUGUCGACGAGCCCAAUCACCUAAGAGUCCACACGGAUGACGAAAUCCGGUAGUCAGACGCUGUGCGGCGUGCGAUGAGCCUGGGAGUCGAUAAUCUUGACCGACAUGCAGGAGCAUAGCAACGCCGUACUUCAGCACCUGGCUAGUCGAGUUGUGAUGCACUCGGGAGCUGCCAAUUGUGAAAGGCAUGUAGCGGCCAGGCGACUGUCUCUGAUGAUGGAUUCUAGUGAGAAUCUGAAACGUCAGGCUGAUAAAGCGCUUGUUCCAGCGAUCGUGUCGCCUGUCAAGCAGCCGGUGAUAGAAUUGGGCGCAGUAGUUGGCGCAGCGUGCAAUUUUACAUGUGAGCCGUGUCGCAACAUGCAUGUACAGUACUACCUUCAGACUGCAUUGCCCGAUAAGCUCGUGCCGCGAGGCAAUCCGACUCCCUUAACUGUCCAGUGCAGCCUGUUGCGGGGUCCAUUUUACAAAGUCCCUUGCGGGUCUUGAAAUCGUCAGGUUCUGUGCUGCCAUCCGCGGCCUCUCAGUAGUCCGCAGUUGUUCACAGAAAGACCGAGGGGACCGCUGCUGCUACUGCCACUACUACUACUACUACUACUACUACUACCACUACUGCUACCACUACUACUACUACUACUACUACUACUGCCGCUAUUACCACCACUACUACUACCAUUACCACCACCACUAAUACUACCACUACUACUACUGCCACCACCACUACUACUACUACCACCACUAAUACCACUACUACUACUACUAGUACUACUACCACUACUGCUACCACUACUACUACUACUACUACUACUACGACUACUACUACUAUUACUACUACCACUACUGCUACCACUACUACUACUACUACUACUACUACCACUACUAAUACCACUAUCAUUACUAUUACUGAAUUCGUCGUAACUUUCUUUUACGCGAAGAUUCUAGUUAGUCUUUCUCAGGCUAGCAUCAUUCUUAACCCUGUAGUUGGUGCUGCUCAGGCGUGGUGAACUGUGGGUUGCAAGUAAUUACGAUUAGUACCUGCCAUUGGGCUCAUCACAGUCAAUAUCACUGGCAAACGGCGCUGCAUGCGUGCUGCCAUUUGUUUUGAAAUAUUAACAGGUGCAGGGUGCAGACCCGAGCUUGCGGCGCCGACGCCCCCAGAACGUUUAGCUGAAGUGAUCGCUAACACACCGCGGCCCUGGUUAGAACCUUAAGUAUGAAGUUUAGUGGUGACAACUAGACCAAGAGUGGCCAUUUCGGCCUCACGUCUUUGUUGAUGGUCUCCACAUCGAAAUGCAACGUUAAAGCCUGAUAAACCGGUCGACUACAGCCUCUAGCAAUGUCAAGAUGACCGUAAGCGAGUGCGGGCGCAGUGGUCGUCAAUGCUUAACAACCAGUCCACGCGCGCUACAUAGGAUCUGGUCCGCACUUCGUGUACCGGGCUUCUCUAAGGGCGGUUCGGACCUCAUAUCGGUGACGGUGUCAGUGCAGCCUGGUUCGCGGUCCUGAGAGUCAAUUGACAAUUGUUGCGAGCAGUCAUGGUGGCCUGUCUGGCGUCAUUGUUCAAGACCUCACUGUCUCAAGGUCAUUGAUCCCUUGCAGCGGGCCAUUCCAGGCGCGCUGACCUGAAGCCACUCGACCGACUUCAGCUCGGACACACCUGCGUCCGCACAGAGUCGCAGCUGCCCCCGUGCAACCAGCAGCAUAAGCCACUGGGACACUGCCCACUAGAACUUGGCCCACGAGCCUACGGAAGCGACUGCCCGAUUAACCGAUUGACUACCGCCUCCAGCGCCUGCAUAUAUGCGCCAAAUGCGAUGAUAGCGUUUUGAGUACUAUUGUGCUCGUCGGGCCUUUGUAGGUGGAUCUUGAGUGCCUUAAACCCACAAAAUACAAAUUUCUGGCCUCCGCGUACUACUUUUCGGAUGCGAGCACUAUAAAACACACUCCUCAAUUAUGACUUGUGACCCCUCGCAACAAAGACUGAAGAGGGCUGAUAUGACCCACGCCAAUGCCUCGUUGACUCUCGUGAAAUUUCUAAUCAUUUAAAACUGGUCUCAAACAGCAUGCCGGUCAACGAAAUGACAUUCCAGUCUUCUGCAUCUUCAACCGCUGUUUGAGUCGAAAAAAUCGGCUCUCAGCCCUCCGUAGGCCCUCACGUUCCAGGCCGUGGCUCUGUAUGGAAAUCGACUAGGAUAACAUGUUUCGCAUCCACACUCACCUAUUUUGCUUUCUUUCAGCCCAGUGAUCAUUUCUGCCGCCCAUGGAGCGGAAGAGAAAACCGUGCAGGUCAUGUACUGGGGACUUAUUCCGCCCUUUGUGCCAGACGCUGUCCAACAGGCCUCCAAGCCCUCCCGCUUCUGUACUGCAAACGCCCGAGCCGACACGCUCUUCGAACGUCCUGCCUAUCGAGAAUCCCUGCGUCGUGGCUGGCGCUGCGUAGUCAUCGCGCAAGGGUGAGUGUCUGAGCUUGUGGAGUAGGUAGUCGUUUGGGGCUCUCCCUCUGGUGUACACCGCCAUUUGUUCCCUCAGGUUUUAUGAAUGGAAGACCACGGCGGGCCGGAAGCAGCCCCACUUCAUCUCCGUAGAUGGUAGAUCUCCAGCAGUUGUCUGAAUUCCCACAUAUAUCCAUUCUUAUAGGCGGCAAUGAACAGCUCCUCCUCAUGGCCGGGUUGUUCUCAGUCAGUAAGGCGCGUGAUGUGAGUUACUUAUGCGUAUCUAUGCACACCUGUUGGUAGCUCUUCUCCUACACGAUCAUUACUACGGAUGCAGUGAAUGAAGUCGCCUCUAUCCACAACCGCAUGCCGGUAAGUUUUGGCUACAGUCGGAUCAAUCGUCCCUCCAAGAUCAUAUUUGGAAAUUUAGAUGAUGCAAUGCAGUGGGUUCAUGGUGGUCCUUUGUCCGCGAGUGAGGUGAGUCCUCCUAGCCGCCUUUUUUCAUUUUUUGCCUCUCGUGUCAUUUGGUCCUAUGAAUUCAUCCGCUGUUUUCCAACAUAAAUUUUAAUGGAAUUUAGCUGAUUCCUGAACACCGGGGCGUAGUAACGAACCCAUAUUUCUAAUACACUUAUUCCACCUAUAUUAAGUCGUCACAACCUGCGAGAUCCCAAGAUGAAUUUCAGACGAUGUGAUUGCCUUUCGUGAGGCUAGGUCGCAUAACGCUCCGCCGUUUUUACUUUAGGUGCGUUCUUUCCUUUCCAAAAUGAUUGCAAAGCUCGCCCACAUGAACUUGCUCGUGUAUCCAGUCACUCCAAUGGUCAAUUCCUCAGCAUAUGAUGAUCCAGUAUGUAUCAAACCUCAGGAGCACACGCCCAGCGUCAGGUCAGUGGGCUGGUUCGUUUUUUUUUAACUUACAUCGGGCUCUUACACAUUGGGAGCCGUAAUUUUUCAUUCACUCUAUCCGUUGGAAACCACCGCUACCUGGCCAGACACCAGGAAUUUGCUUGUGACGCAGUUUAUAGCGAAACAGACUUUCGAAGCAUCUAUCUCACCCUCUUUUCCCACACUCACUGCGUUCCAAUGGCACGACUGCGUCAAGACGUGCAGAGUUGGGCGUGAUGGACUGCGGUUGUCACAUUUGCUGGCCCUUGCGCGCACACCAACUAUACCGUAAGAAGAUAGUCGCGACAUCUUUAAAGAGUUGCCUUAGCGAUCACAGUAAGAUGGAGUUUUUACAACUCAACCCUUGGUUCGAAGUAGGAGCAAGUUGUUCUGUCAGUUAGCAACCUUCAGCGGAUUGUAUGAGUCUACAGUCACCAAAAUUGGUCGUUUUGGUCAUGCUAUGUGGCGGAUCUUACUUACUUGUACCUGAUACGGCUGCGAUCACGCCUGAUCUAGCCGGCCUCGACGAUGUCCCAAACUGUACCUCUCCACGCGUGACGAUCCGCGGCAGCAGAUAUGAACAGCUCAACCCAUUCCCUUAGCCAACGACGUAGACCGAAUACCAAAGGUCCAAGAAUCACCUCCAUGUCUUGAUUAACUGGGUCGAGCCAGGUUUUUGAACUGGCCGCCUCAUCGACGCCUCUAGUGGGACAAUGGUGCCGGAUCGAGGGCAGUAACACUGACCUCCCGAGGUGGACGACGAAGAUCAUGCCCGAACCUCAGUCGUCUUUCUUGGAUGGCCUGAGUUAUCCUUACGAUGUUGUCGCAGCGAGCGCGGACUGUCUUAUUUGAGACGAAGUCGCUGAACUUCAUUCGAAGGAUGGUCCUCAAGCAGUGGUGGUCAAAUACCUCCAGUUUUCGCUCGUCCUCCACUUGCAAAGCCCAGCAUUCACAACCGUAGAGAAGGACAGACCGGGCAGAUGCACGGUACACGCGAAUAUUAGUGGCGAUGAAGAGCUCACGUCGGAUCCAUAGGCGUUAGACCAGUCCGACUCCAGUCGUCUGGCGAUUAUUAACUCAGGCCUAGCGGCGAACGUGACUUAAAGCCUGUGUCCAACCCGUGUCACAUACCCGUUUGACCCCUGUCUAGGUCCAGGCCAGUUGUGCAGCCACCUUUGGGGGCUUCUGCUACAUAAGGCACCGAAAGAAAGUCCUGAAGUAUGGAGGUCGUUGUCGCUGCCUUUGCUGUCUUUGCUCUCAGAGAAUGGGAAAAGGCCGUUAAUUUAGUGUGUUGCGUUUAUUUAUUGUGGUAACAACACCAAUAAAUAUAGGUUUGUACUGCCCGCGGAGUUCUCUAAACUCCAGUCAUUCGCGUCUUCGACGUCGGUUCCUGAUUAUGAGGACAAGUAGGAUUUUCGAUUUCUGGUGAUCUUGUUGGCAUCAAACGGACGAUAGGACCCGUUCCGUGUGGAGCAGAGGUAAAUCAAACAAAAGCCUGGUUUUACGUGCAUAGAACUCAGAGGGAAGCAAACCUUGAUAACUGAAUUUCGGGUGCGGCGCUAAUCGGCCUACUGGACCCUUCAAAUCCUUCAAGUUACUGCACAACUGCAUGUGGACUUGGUAAUUUCUCGUUUGACCUAAGCGGUGGCAAAACCAAAUACCUCAGUAUCGGUCACGGUUGGUUAGAUUUCAGUACUCAGCCGUCUCCAGCAGGUCAAUUCUCCUGCAUUCCACUACAUGUUAAGCGGUGAAUUAACCGCUUGGAUAGGGGAGGGGGGAUUUGACUCUGGUUCAACAUAGCGGAAAUUUUACCAGCUCAACGCUGCCAUAGAUUGGGCGGUUGUGAGAUAUUUGUAACAGACUUUAGCCCCAAUUCCUCCAGGAGAAUUUUUGCCAUCAUAUGAAAUCGCGGCAUAUUGUUGGAAGUCGUAGCAUAAAGUACAUUCUAAACAUCCGCUUAUUCUUUUACAGAGGUUAUGCCAUGAACGUUUGGUCGCUGGACAGCUCUACAUUGCUAUUUAUAAGGUUGCUUCAAUUACGGGGGGUCGGGCUGCGCAACACUUGCAUACUUGCACAUUCAGACUCAGCGCCUAUUGAUUUUUGUUUUAAUCGUUUUUGUGUCGCCCAUAAUUUGUCGCAUUGACUGCGGCUGUCACGGGACCCCCUUUGAACUAAUUCAACUAGCAGGUUUAAGAUAAUGCAGUUUUAUAUCAUGCCAUUUCUAUCGCCACUGUGACCGACUGGUGACUCCCAGUAAAACAGAAUUACCUGUCCUUGUCGAUGAUUGACCUUAAGUUCCUCUUUCCACAUUAUUUUAGCACUAAAUUGAAGACGACCCCGUCAAAGACACUGGAUGCCUUCAUGAUCAUCUCGCCGAAGAUCGGUGCCGUCAGAAAGAAGGAGGAGGAGGACUCCUUCAAACCAUCCCCGCCACAGUCGUCUGGUGAAUUGCCUCAUGCCCGCAAGCGAUCCUUCACUGAAGGCAGCUCGAUUUCUCCACCGAAGUACAUGAAGUCCGAACACGAAUAG
Molecule: messenger RNA, 21918 nt
Organism: Spirometra erinaceieuropaei
Lineage: Eukaryota; Metazoa; Platyhelminthes; Cestoda; Diphyllobothriidea; Diphyllobothriidae
Source: the annotation of a GenBank genome assembly